GUUAAGACAGGAAUUACUUGAACGAAGUAGGAAGGAAUAAAGGGUACGUCAUCUUGGUAUUUAUAAAUUAUCUCUAGUACUGCGGAACGGGAGCGCGCACGCAGCUGUCUUCCCAGACAAAGUAUGAGAGGUGGAGGUACAGUAAGAAUCUGCCAUCUAUGCUGACACAAUUUAAUUAAACAAUCACAGACUUAGGGGACGCGGACAGAAACUGGAAUCAAUAUACCAUCUACGGGAAGCACUUUAAUCACUAAUUACACUAGCACACCUUUGUGCAACAGAAGGUUGGAUAAUUUCUUGAAAGAUUGGAAAAAACAGAUUUUGCCAAAAUAGGUCACAUGUCAGUAUAGGUGAAGUUAGCUUGUAACUGGCAGUAUUUCUGAAAUUUUAAACUGCAGUUACUUCCAAAUGUAAGCAAUAACUAGAGUACUAGCAAGUAAGCUGUAAAAUAUGUUUAAUGACCCAGUGGUCAUACUUUUGUAACUGAGGUAUUUGCAUCAAAAUCAGAGUUAGACCUGUUUAAUUAAAGAUCUAAAUUUCAGAAGGGGCAUACAGUUUAAAAAAUAUAUUAUUUAUAUUUGAGACAAAGGCAUACUAAAGUUAUAGAACACACAGACUUACUAAAGGUCAGAGUGCAUUCAGUGUGGAAUCUGUGAAAUAGCUGAAUCUUUAAAAAACACAUAUUUCGAUGGGGAACUUUGAAUUUGGGUUUAGCUACCCCCCCUCUACUAGCUAAUCCCCAGCUGGAGAGCUGCUGAGAGAAAGAGCAUCAGAACCUGACGGAGCGCAGCAGCACCGCCAGGACGAUGGCGUCGGUCCGCUUCACCGUGACGCCCACCAAAGCCGAGGACGUGCCGGGCCUGUCAGACACGUCGCCAGACGUCAGCUCCAAGUCGAGUGGCCGAGUGCGCUUUGGGUCGCGGGAGAGCGUGAGUCGCAGCGAGCCGAUCAGCGAGGCGUCCGGGGCCGUCACCACCUCCGCCGGGACCACCGGGGCUGACACCCCUGACCGCAGCAACGCUGAGCAAGGAGAUGGCCAUGCCAAGGUGUCCAGCGUGUACAUUAAUAACUCUCACGGAGUGGAUGAUGAUGACUUCUAUGACCGCAACCUGGCUCUGUUUGAGGAGGAAAUGGACACCCGGCCCAAGGUGUCCUCUCUUCUUAGUCGCCUGGCUAACUACACCAACCUGACGCAGGGAGCCAAGGAGCAUGAGGAGGCCGAGAGCAUCGGAGAAAAGAGGAAAUCCAGCAAGUCUCCGCAGAUGGGGACCUUCAUGGGCGUGUACCUGCCGUGCCUGCAGAACAUCUUUGGGGUGAUUCUGUUUCUGCGCCUCACCUGGGUGGUGGGGACAGCGGGAAUCCUGCAGGCGCUGUGUAUCGUAUUCGUCUGCUGCUGCUGCACUAUGCUGACUGCUAUUUCCAUGAGUGCCAUUGCUACCAAUGGAGUGGUGCCAGCGGGGGGGUCGUACUUCCUGAUCUCCCGCUCGUUGGGGCCUGAGUUUGGGGGGGCCGUGGGGCUCUGUUUCUACUUGGGAACCACCUUUGCUGCCGCCAUGUACAUCCUGGGGGCCAUCGAGAUUCUGCUGAUGUACAUUGCCCCGGCAGCCGCCAUCUUCCAGGCGCGGGAUGUGGACGGGGAGGGGCCGGCCAUGCUGAACAACAUGCGCAUAUACGGCUCCAUCUGUCUGCUGCUUAUGUCAGUCCUCGUCUUCGUGGGCGUCAAGUACGUCAACAAGCUGGCGUCCAUCUUCCUGGCCUGCGUCAUCGUGUCGAUCCUGUCCAUCUACACCGGCGCGCUGGUCUCCGCCUUCAAGCCGCCUGCCUUUCCGGUUUGCAUGCUUGGUAAUCGUGCUCUGUCGGGGCACGCGGUGGCCGGCGGUCACUGCGCUAAGACUGUGCUGCAGAGAGAGAGAGCACAGGAGCCGGCCAAUCUGACACUGAACGAAACGGCCUCGCCCGUGACGGUGGAGAGCCCCACCCGGCUGUGGGAACACUUCUGCAGUGGGUCGCAGGUCAACGCCUCCUGCGACCCGUACUUCAGCCUCAGCAACGUGUCGGAGAUCCCGGGCAUCCCAGGGCUGGCCAGCGGCGUCAUCGCAGAAAACAUUUGGAGUUCUUACCUCAGCAAGGGGGACGUGCUUGAGAAGAAGUCCCUCCCCUCCCCGAACAUCCCUCACCCGCCAUCUAACCGGCUGCCGUAUGUCUUUGCUGACAUCACCACCUCCUUCACGCUGUUGGUGGGAAUCUUCUUCCCCUCUGUCACAGGUAUCAUGGCCGGCUCCAACCGCUCAGGGGAUCUGAAGGACGCUCAACGCUCCAUCCCCAUUGGCACGAUCCUGGCCAUCCUCACCACCUCACUCGUCUACCUGAGCAGUGUGGUUCUGUUUGGAGCCUGCAUCGAGGGAGUGGUCCUGAGGGACAAGUUUGGAGACUCGGUGCGGGGAAACCUGGUGGUGGGCACGCUGUCUUGGCCCUCCCCCUGGGUCAUUGUGUUCGGCUCGUUCUUUUCGACGUGCGGCGCAGGUCUCCAGUCGCUGACAGGAGCCCCGCGGCUCCUGCAAGCCAUUGCCAAGGACAACAUCAUCCCCUUUCUGAGGGUGUUUGGGGCAGGUAAGGCAAAUGGGGAACCUACCUGGGCUCUGCUUUUGACAGCUCUGAUCGCUGAGCUGGGAAUCCUCAUUGCCUCUCUGGACCUGGUGGCGCCAAUCCUGUCCAUGUUCUUCCUGAUGUGUUACCUGUUUGUAAACCUGGCCUGCGCUCUACAGACACUGCUGAGAACUCCUAACUGGAGACCACGCUUCUCCUACUACCACUGGGCUCUCUCAUUCUUGGGCAUGACAAUCUGCCUGGCUCUGAUGUUCAUGUCGUCAUGGUACUACGCUAUUGUUGCCAUGGUGAUUGCUGGAAUGAUCUACAAGUAUAUAGAAUAUCACGGGGCAGAGAAGGAGUGGGGUGACGGCAUUCGAGGUCUGUCUCUCAGCGCAGCUCGCUACGCCCUCUUGAGGCUGGAGGAGGGACCACCGCACACCAAGAACUGGAGGCCGCAGCUGCUGGUGCUGCUGAAGCUGGAUGAGGACGCCCAUGUGAAGUCCCCGCGGCUGCUCACCUUCGCCUCCCAGCUGAAGGCCGGGAAAGGCCUGACCAUCGUGGGCACAGUGAUCUCAGGAAACUUCCUCAACAGCUAUGGAGAGGCGCUGGCUGCAGAACAGACACUGAAGCAGCUGAUGGAGCAGGAGCGGGUGAAAGGCUUCUGCCAGUGCAUCGUGGCGCAGAAGCCCAGGGAGGGAAUCAAUCACAUGAUCCAGUCCAGCGGUCUGGGCGGUAUGCGCCACAACACCGUGCUCAUGGGCUGGCCCCACACCUGGAGGCAGAGUGAGGACCCUCACUCCUGGAAGACCUUCAUCCACACGGUGCGUGUGACAACAACAGCCCACCUGGCCCUGCUGGUGCCCAAAAACAUCUCCCUGUUCCCUGGGAACACCGAGCCCUGUGCCGAAGGCUACAUCGAUGUGUGGUGGAUCGUGCAUGACGGAGGCAUGCUGAUGCUGCUGCCCUUCCUGCUCAGACAGCACAAGGUGUGGAGGAAGUGUAAGAUGAGGAUCUUCACAGUGGCUCAGAUGGAGGAUAACUCCAUCCAGAUGAAGAAGGACCUAGCAACCUUCCUGUACCACCUGCGCAUCGAGGCUGAGGUGGAGGUGGUGGAGAUGCACGACAGUGACAUCAGCGCGUACACCUAUGAGAGGACCCUGAUGAUGGAGCAGCGGUCCCAGAUGCUGCGGCAGAUGCGGCUCUCCAAGUCUGACCGAGAGCGAGAGGCCCAGCUGGUGAAGGACAGGAACUCCAUGUUGCGCCUGACCAGCAUCGGCUCUGAUGACGAUGAUGACACAGACGGGGCGGAUCGGACGGCGGGCGGAGAUCACAGGCGCGUCCACAUGACCUGGACCAAAGAGCGGGCGCUGCAGGUCCGAGCCCAGUCUGGCUGCAGCACUCCCGAAGGGUUCAGAGACAUGCUGAGCAUGAGACCGGAUCACUCCAACGUGCGCCGCAUGCACACUGCUGUCAAACUCAACGAAGUCAUCGUCAACAAAUCCCAUGAUGCUCGGCUGGUGCUGCUCAACAUGCCGGGACCGCCCAAGAAUCCCGAGGGGGACGAGAACUAUAUGGAGUUUCUGGAGGUGCUGACAGAGGGACUCGAGCGUGUCCUAUUGGUCAGAGGUGGAGGAAGUGAGGUCAUCACCAUUUACUCAUGA
This is a messenger RNA of Megalops cyprinoides (Indo-Pacific tarpon), 4250 nucleotides long. Its product is annotated as solute carrier family 12 member 6-like. Gene Ontology annotation, molecular function: potassium:chloride symporter activity. The coding region runs from base 807 to 4250 and encodes 1147 amino acids. Lineage: Eukaryota; Metazoa; Chordata; Actinopteri; Elopiformes; Megalopidae. The transcript is spliced from 25 exons. The record is from RefSeq and is a predicted model, not a curated record. Gene Ontology annotation, cellular component: membrane. Gene Ontology annotation, biological process: chloride ion homeostasis; cell volume homeostasis; chemical synaptic transmission.